Molecule: messenger RNA, 1136 nt
Organism: Trametes versicolor FP-101664 SS1
Lineage: Eukaryota; Fungi; Basidiomycota; Agaricomycetes; Polyporales; Polyporaceae
Exons: 2
Coding region: 173-970 (265 amino acids)
Source: RefSeq, a predicted model, not a curated record
ACGUCUUCACUGCUGGAGGAACGAUACUCUGCUCCGUACCUUCCGUACCCGGACACCGGGCCCGCCUUCCGAGCGACUUUCAGUGAUCGGGCGCUUGCCGCAAACUCCUCUGAACCGGCAAGUCAACGACCGCUGCUCACCACGUCCCCCUCAAGACGUCGACGAAGAGCCUAUGCCGCCGGAUUACGAGCUGCAGUCGUAUUGGAAGACUCGGUUCGUCGGAGAGCAGCACUUCGAGUGGCUAGGAGACGGCAAGGACACCAUCCUUCCCCAUGUGCGCGCGUUCCUCGGGUCGCGACCCUCUUCCGGCUCGCCUGCGCGGUUGCUGCAUAUCGGCGCCGGGACAUCCUCCCUGUCGGAACGACUGCGCGAACUAUACAUUGACGUGUAUGGGGACAGCGUCGACGAAGGAGCGAUUGUAAACGCGGAUUUCGUGGAGGAUCUAGUGGCCAGGAAACAGGCAACGGAGGAGGCGAGGCGAGCGGUCGGCGGGCCUGGAAAGGGUAUGAGUUGGGUGCGGAUGGACGCACUCGAAUGGCCGGAGUUAAAUGGCUUCGUGGAUACGAACGGCGGCCUCUUCGACCUCGUGGUGGAGAAGAGUACCUCUGACGCUAUCUCGUGCGGAGAAGACUUGUCCUAUGGGGUCCCCGGUCCCAGCCUUCACCCUGUAUUCAACGACUACCUGAAGACUCACGCAGGACGAACAUUCACACUGUCUCCGGUGGAGGUGCUCGCGAUCCAUCUAGCGUCGCUCGUGCGUACCGGGGGCCUGUGGGUUGCUCUGACGUUCUCUUCCAACCGGUUUCCCUUCUUGUCUUCGCCGGAGAUUAUCGAUGGCAACCCUCCGCGUGCGACGGACUUCUGGUCUCUAGAGAAAGUCGUUACAAUGGAUGCGCCGACUGGGGCGCAGAGCAACGUUCAUGCGCCUGUUGUGCAGCACUACGUAUACCUCAUCCGUCGCAAAGCAUAGCGUUACGCGAGGACUCAAAUCAGGAAAGGCCAAUAUCCUCGACAUGCACCCCGAGGAAUACGGGACUUCGUGGAGGACUUGACUCGUGAGAGGAAGGGGACGGGUCCAGAUGCAGGACGAUCUUGUUCCGUGUGUAUCUAUAUGUUGUAUACUCAUCCCGAUGAAA